AUGUCCUACCAACCGCGCAGUCGAGAACUCUCCUGGGCUAAGCCCCUCUCCAUCGACCUCUUCCUCAAGGUCCUCAAUGUCACCUUCUUACACCCCUUCGUGGCAUGGAUGCUCCCAUUAUGUAUGCGCGCGCAAGCUAUGUCCUGGUGGCAUCCUGCGAUGCAAGUUGUCAUCGCAUACGCGUCUCUCUUAACCGCUCUUUUCUUCCUAAACACGCUUAAUCGCCAGAUCGCAUACUCGAAACCACGCACAGUAGAUCUCUCCGAGGAAGUCAUUGUGAUUACGGGUGGCGCAAGUGGCCUGGGGCUUUUGAUUGCAGAGGUCUACGGCAUGAGGGGUGCUACGGUUGCGGUGCUAGAUGUCAAGGACUUGGAGUCGGGAGAAGCGAGAGGAGUGUCGGUCUACAAGUGUGAUGUGGGCGACAAGGAACAGGUAGCAAAGGUAGCGGUUGAGAUUGAAAGAGAUCUUGGUCCUCCAACAAUCCUUAUCAAUAAUGCCGCAAUCGUCAACGGGAAACCCCUCCUCGACCUUUCAAUCGAAGAAAUCGAGCGCAACUUCCACGUAAACCUUCUCUCCCACUUUUAUGUUCUCAAGAACUUCCUCCCUGGUAUUAUGCGAGCUGGACAAGGUACAAUUGUCACCAUCUCGAGCGUUCUGGGCCAAAUUGGUGCCGCUCAUUUGAGUGAUUAUGCUGCUGCUAAGGCAGGAAUAACAGCUAUGCACAAAUCUUUGGCAGCGGAGCUCAAGUCGACACCAAAUAUCAAGACUAUACUUGUAUCUCCUGGCCAGUUGACUACUCCUCUCUUCACUGGUGUCCAGACUCCCAAUUCAUUCUUUGCUCCCGUAUUAGAACCGGUGGAUGUUGCGAAGGAGGUCAUUGCUGCUAUUGAUGGGGGGAGUAGCACAGAGCUGGCAAUGCCACUUUAUGCACGAUGGAUAGACUGGAUGAAUGUCAUGCCAGUGGGUGUACAGACUAUCAUGCGGAAGAUGUCUGGUGUUGACAGCGGUAUGAAAGGCUUCGUGGGAAGAGGGGAAGGAGAGAAAGAACCUCUGAUAUAA
Messenger RNA from Lachnellula hyalina, 1059 nucleotides. It is a transcript of the gene Sdr16c5, whose product is annotated as Epidermal retinol dehydrogenase. NCBI's taxonomy places the organism in Eukaryota, Fungi, Ascomycota, Leotiomycetes, Helotiales, Lachnaceae. Bases 1 to 1059 code for a protein of 352 amino acids. Gene Ontology annotation, molecular function: oxidoreductase activity, acting on the CH-OH group of donors, NAD or NADP as acceptor. The transcript is spliced from 2 exons. The record is from RefSeq and is a predicted model, not a curated record.